This is a messenger RNA of Pocillopora meandrina, 2773 nucleotides long. The record is from the annotation of a GenBank genome assembly. Lineage: Eukaryota; Metazoa; Cnidaria; Anthozoa; Scleractinia; Pocilloporidae.
AUGUCGCAGUUGUUCUUCUUUGCUCUGAUUUUACUUUUCGAGUUUUCUAUUGUCCAUCCCAAGGAAACUUUAAAUUCUGUUUACCUCGAUGGAGAAAAAGCAUUUAAAAUGUAUUGGGUGUACAAUGAUGGCACCAAUACAGUCAAUUUUGUUUUGGAGGUUAGCACGCUCGGAUGGGUCGGUUUCGGAUUUGCCAACAAAAUCAACAGAAUGAAAAACUAUGAUGUGAUUGUUGGAAAGAUUGAAAAUGGAAGGGGAUGGCUCACCGUAAGUUCCUCUCUGCGUAUUUAAAUCUCUCUCUUCUUUGGAAGUUUUGAAUCUCAAUUAGAAAAGUAGCACGAUUUUUAUACUUUACUUAAGUAUGCAUGUCGAGAAAGAAACAACGCAUCAGCGAGGUAAAUAAAUAAUUAUUUUGGUUUUUAAUCCGUCCUUGGUCACACAUUUAAAAUAGUAAAUCGGCAGGAACCACCAGCUUAUCCGGUUCCACUGAUUUGCUUUCGCUUUUUCAGUCUUAGUGAGAGCAAUCUAUUUUUAAAAAAAUUUGAAAAUGAACAAAUUCAUAAUACAGGCACAGAAUGUUGUUAAUGCAAGAUUAUUAUAUUUGCUGUCUGGCUUGAAGUUUUCUCUAUGUUCGUUCAAUUUGGUCAAACACCAUACAACGAAAGAAGUAUUUUGCAAAUCAUGAAGCUUUUGAAGAAGAAAAAUAACAUCUUUUCAUUUCUCUAAGAGUUCAUUUGUAACAUUUUGUCAUCUCCAGGAUCGUUUUACCGGCGGUUAUUCAGAACCUUUAGCAGAUCUAUACCAAGAUUAUAAUCUUACAGGUUUCAAUGAAAGCAACGGCAAAACAUUCUUGGAAUUCUACAGAAAAAGAGACACUGGCGACAAGAAAGACAUUGAAAUCAAGGUUAGAAUGAACUUAGUAAUUCUAUGCAAAUCAAUUUUUUUCAAUACUCUUUAUAAUGAAUUUCUUAAUUUUUUAUAUCGACAUCCUUCCCCUUUCAAAUCUUGGGUUUAUAAUGUAGCACUCUCUGUUACCCGAGUAAUCAGGAGCGUUUUUGAGACUCUUGACGUCAGGAUUAAGCAGUAUUGAUAACUUCAAUUAUAAAUUGCUCGACACCAUCAUUACAUUACAGCAUUACAGUGUUUAUGAGCCAAUAAACUGAGCAUAUCUAUCGAAAUGCAGGAAUAUUUUUUAAGUCGACAUUACCACUUCAUUCUUUUAUGACAGCCGCCACAUAUCUUUGGCAUAUAGUUCGUGAGUUCAGUCCUCAGUGAAACAUGUUUUACACUUUUGUAAAUAGAGUAAGAAAGAUGGUAACUUUUGAGCUCGUUAAAGGAAUUGGGUAAGAUGUUUUUCGUCUUGUGACGAGCGUGGGACAAGAUUCCUCAUAUAUAAUAUGAGGAAUCGAACCUCAGACCUUCGGAUUUCACACUUCGGUGCUCUACCACUGAGCCACAGAGAGGUCCAUCACGAAGUUCACAUGACACGCGUCCUUCAAACUGCUGGGAUCAACAAUGUCGAUAACGCCAUGUUUGUAAAUAAAAUUAGAGAGAUGGCAACUUUUGAGCUCGGUAAAGAAAUAGAGGAAGCUUUUCGUCUUGUCACGACUGUGGGACAGAGAAAAAACUCUGAUUCCUCAUGAGGAAUCGAACCUCAGACCUUCGGAUUCCGCGCUCCGAAUAUGUUUUACACUUAUCACGAAUUAUUAUAAUUAGAAUUUAUUUCUAAGAUAAACAUGAGCAUAUCAUCCCACUAAUUACGGUAGGUUGAAAAAGUGCUUUCCGCGUCGAGCAAAACAACUUUAGUUCACGCAGUCCAAAGAUCUAAUAACUUAUAACUCGAUUUAGAAGUGUACCUCCGCUAAAAAAAAAAUAUUGCAAAGGACCACAAACUUAAUGUUAAGAGCUGACAACAUCAUGAUUUUAAUAAUAGGAAGAGAUAGAGAGUGAUUUCCACGAAUGAUCUUUGAAUUGCUCAUACAAAACGUCGAAAGGAAUGAAUUUGACACUUGGGAUACAAACGUCAGCUAAAACCAUUUUGCGAAUUGACUGUUAGAUCCAUUUAUCGCCUGCUCGGCUGCUCCCAGAUGUCCUUGAGUAGUUCAUUUUUUUCUCCUCCUUUCACUUUAAGCUUUAAUCUCGCCAUUUUUUGACAAAUUCACUUUUGCAGCCAGGACCGAUGCUUUUGGUGUACGCUUACCACACACUGGAUUAUCCAUCGCCUUAUAAAACAAAGCACGAAAAGCAGGGCUUCAAAAUAGUCACCUUAAUCCCAGCAGAUACAAGCACGACCCACGCACCCAAACGCAGCACCAAUGUCAGAAGUCUGAGGCUCACAGUAGAAAAUAAUCAGACGAAAACCACCACACCAGCGUCCUUCACAGCUACAUUGGAGGAGACUGAGAAAGCAAGAGUUCUUGGAUCCAUAUCUUCAUACACUCGUGGUUCAACUUUCCUGACGUUCUUACUUUUAUCAUGUUUAUUUGUGCAAUCGAAAGUAAAUUUUUGAACAUUCCACCCAAUUUAUUUUUGUUGUUGUUAUUCACUCUUGGCUCAUAUUUCGAGGUUUCUCCACGCCCACAAUAUGUGACUUGAAGGUAACAUAGGUGCUUCAUCAUUGCCAACAUUUUGCCUACAAACACCAAUGCCACUUGUGACUUGAAAUAAAUAAUUGUUGUAGCAUAGACCUAUAUAGAGCACUUUUUUCAUUAGUUGAAAUUAAUCUUCAAAGUAAUGAUGGAUUAUGUGUUAGAAAGCUUGAGUCUAGAGUUGG